UCUUAGCCUCCGCCGUUUCUCAUCUUCACUGUAAACAAAUCCUCUAGGGUUCGACGUUUUGGGCUUCGCAGCCAUCGGUGACCCCGUCCGUCGCGCCGCCCGCCCGUCGCAGGUUGUUCCUCUUGCUAUCUACCCAUCACUGCGCAUCUGCUUUUUUCAUCUCUUCCGAGUAAUUGCAAAGAUUGGCUCUGUUGCCUGUGUGCUUGUGCCCUUCAACUUUCCUCUUCAGAUCUGGUCGGUGUCCACCGGUGGCAGAGAUGGAUGAGAUGGGAAACAUGAGGUGGUGCAACACGGACGGCAGAAUCUUCUACCCGAACGAAGCAUCAAUGAUUGAAAAGGAAAGACCAGCUUGGCUCACGUGGACUCUUGGGGGGAACUGUGUAUUUGUUGAAGGAUCAUGGGAUAAAUGGACCAGCAGGAAAAUUAUGAAGAGGGCAGGAAGUGCUUACCAUCUUUGUGUUUUCCUCAAGCCUGGUGUAUACCGCUACAGGUUUAUUGUAGACCAAGAACCAAGAUAUAAUCCUCACCUUCCAUCAGAGACCGAUGCCAAGGGCAACACCGUCAAUAUUCUUGCGGUUGAUGCGCAACAUUGGCUACCAGCCUCGCAGGCGGUUGUAGCCACUCAGCUGGGUACUCAGGUGGUUGUCUCUAGCGUCUCUGGGUUGUGGGGAGGAGCGCAGGCACAUCAACCUCCAGGGGUCGUUGCUGCACUUCCAGUUCAUAACCAGGCAUCAUCGAGUCAGAAGGGACAACCGGCUUGGCUCACUUGGACUCUUGGGGGUGUUUGUGUAUUUGUUGAAGGGUCCUGGGAUGAAUGGACCAUGCGUCAGCAACUGAGGAUGGUAGGAUGUGAUUACCAUGUUUGCUUAUUUCUCGCUCCCGGUGUAUAUCGCUACAGAUUUAUUGUAGAUGGGGAACCAAGAUUUAAUCCUGACCUUCCAUCUGAAAUCAAUGACAACGACACUAUCGUAAAUAUCCUCGUGGUUAAUGGUAAUGCACUAGAUGCUAACAGGGAGAUUCUGACGAUUGAUCAUGUUGAUGGUAUGGAGGCAGUUCCAUUGAUGGAUUUUCUUAGAGAACAAGAACCGGUGGUGCCUUUCCAUUUCAACGCAGGUGCUAUAGUUGGUAAUAUCGAUUCUGAAAUGACUAUGUACCAGUGCACCAGUAUGGGAACGAAACUACUGAAUGGGUUUUUUGCACAUGCAAAUAAAUUCUAUCAGAGAGGGCUCAGUUGGGGGGGUGAAUUUGAAGAGAAAGAUAUGGUAGUAGUAGAUGGAGUGCUUUGUAAAAUCAGAAAAAGACCCCAGCACCCUCUUACAUAUGCAAACUUGAAGCUUGAUCUCAGUAAGCUAAAACAGAAUUUGCUAUCCAAGUUCGGAAGAGGCGGACGAUUUCCACCAUACUUUGCUCAUUUUUGUGAGCUUUUGGAUAAUCCCUGCAUUGAUUUUGAUAGAAGUGAAGAUUCAAAGGUCAGAUACUUAAAGAAAGUUAUGAAUCAUGCAGCCUUGGCUACUCCGUCUCGCAGAAUGUUGGCACUUACGAGUAUAGGUCGGUUCCUUCAAAAUCUAAGCAGUAAUGAGUUGAAGUUUUUUGAUAAUAUAUUCAAGACCCUGGUGGUGAAAAACCCUCUGGAACCUACCUGGAUUGAUGUUGCUCGCAGCGACAGGCUUCUGGACCUUGUCUAUCAGAGCUAUAUCAGGGUCAAACCGAAUGAGAAUGGGAGCCCUACAGCACUGAAUAUGAUAUCAUUUUUGCAACAUGUCUUUGUACAUGCAUCUGAAAAAACAUCGGAUUCCAGCAAUCAGCAAAUUCUUCAAACAUAUACCGAACUUGAUCAAAUCAUUGCAUAUUACUUUAAAGAGUUUUUAGCAAUGUUAUUGGCCAUCAUUGGGGAGGCCUGUGACCAGCACCCAUUAUUGAAAGCCACCUGGGAAUGCUAUUCUUCUGGAACUCAAUUAUUUGAGCAGAGAUGAAGUCAGGUUGAUUAGAAGAGAUGUGCAUUUGGUGGCCAAAUGGAUUGGUUUUGAAUGCCUGGGCAAAUGUGAACUGUUAGCUAUGUGGGCUUUGUGACGCAUCUUGUUUCACUGCUCGUUACCUUGGUUAAUUUCGUGUUUUGGUCUGUGAUGUGCUCUUUGGUUUGUUCAAAGGAUCCUAUGAACAUUGAUGUUUUUCUCCCUAUGGGUGUGGUA
Messenger RNA from Lolium rigidum, 2189 nucleotides. RefSeq lists its product as uncharacterized. The coding region runs from base 258 to 1973 and encodes 571 amino acids. The transcript is spliced from 9 exons. The record is from RefSeq and is a predicted model, not a curated record. NCBI's taxonomy places the organism in Eukaryota, Viridiplantae, Streptophyta, Magnoliopsida, Poales, Poaceae.